AUGUCUCACUUUGCUACUCCAUUUAUUGUUGUUAAUUUAGGUUGUGAAAUGAUUUAUGUUAUCGAUCAGAGGUUAAAAACGCAGAAUAUACCAUUGGAUAAAUCUGAAAGAGUACUUACAGAUAUAGUAACAGUGCUGCUACAUCCCAAAUUACUGGACGAGCUAUUUAUACCACAGCCGGUCGCCACGCAUGCUGUCAUAAGGCAACUUAUUCAAGAUAUUUCUGCAACAUCCAUUAUGAAACUUGAUGACUACUCCAUGAGCAAAUUAUGGGAUCUUAUGACUAUGAUAUUCAAAUGGCAGCUCUCUGUGGCGACGAACCAGAAUAUAUUUGACAUAAGCCGGCGACAUUUGCGGAGCGUAGACAAACUAAUGCCGGAAUAUUUCACAAAGAGCAUUUUUGAAAAUGCUCUGAGAAAAUUUGAAUUUUUAUCUAAUACGUUUACUGACGACGAUUACAACGGUUUGUGCAAUACUUUGAUACUUUGGUUUUCAGAAUAUCACACAAAAAUUUCAGUCCUUUUAAGAUUAGGCUUACAAAAGAAGGACGGAACGUUUAGUAUACCGUCGACACUCAAUCCAGUGGUCCUAAAGAAUUUAGGCGAAAAUAUUUACAAAUAUGAUUCCAAGAAGACCGAGGAAUAUGAAAGCUGCUGUAUUGAAACGAGUGAAAUCAGCUACCUCUUGGGCUCUAUAGAAAAAGUAGGAUCGUACAAACAUUAUGUCGAACUACAGCUGCCUAUAGAUUUGGGUAAUGAAAAGUUAAAAAACAAGAUUAUGAAAUUAGAUAAAAAUAUUGAAUAUACAAAGAUAACUGCUCACGUAAGAAAUAAAAAUAACGAUCUUACUUACACGGCUAGUUUACCCAGCUCUCCACAACAGGAUCUAAUUAAAAUGCUUAAUGAAACCUUUUCGGAUGUUUAAAACUGCCAACAUUUACCUACCUAUUUUUACUGUAAUAAAAUUAACUCCCAAGUUUA
Messenger RNA from Maniola jurtina (meadow brown), 980 nucleotides. RefSeq names its product protein OSCP1 (gene OSCP1). Lineage: Eukaryota; Metazoa; Arthropoda; Insecta; Lepidoptera; Nymphalidae. Gene Ontology annotation, biological process: transport. Bases 1 to 924 code for a protein of 307 amino acids. The transcript is spliced from 2 exons. Gene Ontology annotation, cellular component: cytoplasm; plasma membrane. The record is from RefSeq and is a predicted model, not a curated record.